Molecule: messenger RNA, 1148 nt
Organism: Mytilus trossulus (common blue mussel)
Lineage: Eukaryota; Metazoa; Mollusca; Bivalvia; Mytilida; Mytilidae
Product: homeobox protein HMX3-like
Exons: 2
Coding region: 402-1037 (211 amino acids)
Biological process (GO): regulation of transcription by RNA polymerase II
Cellular component (GO): nucleus
Molecular function (GO): RNA polymerase II transcription regulatory region sequence-specific DNA binding; DNA-binding transcription factor activity, RNA polymerase II-specific
Source: RefSeq, a predicted model, not a curated record
AAAUGUUUCUCUACAUCUUAAGACUAAAUGUUUCAAGUUCAAACAAUUAAUUUUAUCACGCAAAUAUCUUGUCCAUCAAUCUGGAACCAAUGUCGUGUUGACCAGAACCAAUCCUUUGCUGACCAUCUACACUUGACAAAUAUUAUCACCACAAAUAAGUUUGACAUUCUUAUUCGGUGUUUGGUAUUCAGCUAACCUGCUGCUUCUGAAUAGUAUUUCCAAACAUUCAAAUUUGCAUGCAAUCGUUCAUAUCAAAUCCUUAGCAUAAAACUGUUCCAACAGACUUUAAGCAAUCGGCUAAUUACAACAGAAGAUCUUUAUGUCGGUUGAACCGACGGAAGUGCAGUUUAUUUUAGAAACUAACUGAUUUUUUCGAAGAAAGACUUUCCCACGAGAGAGAAAUGGCAGACCAGGAUAAUGUAGAGAGGGUAAAAGGACACUCGUUUCUUAUUGACAAUAUUUUAAGUAAAGACGACCGACCGGCAAAAAGUUCCAAGGACCAACACAGUACAAGAGAAUGUCCGAACCAAUCAUCUGAUUAUAGUCCAAUAAGCACGUUCGACCGAGUAACAAAUUGUUCUACUGACCAAUACAGUCCUAAAAGUAGGGACGAUGGAACAACAAAUAAUUCCAAUGACCAAUACAGUCCAAGACUCGAAGAAAUACAAGGUAUAUGUAGUUGUUCGGAAGAUAGCAGCAAUGCCUCUCCAGACUGUCAUUUGAAACUAAGACAUAAGAAAAAAACGCGCACCGUGUUUUCCCGUCAUCAAAUAUUCUACCUUGAAUCCGCAUUUGAAAUGAAGCGAUAUUUAUCUAGUACAGAGAGAUCAGAGAUGGCAAGAACAUUAAAACUAACAGAAACACAGGUUAAAGUCUGGUUUCAAAAUCGACGAAAUAAAUGGAAAUCACAAAUGAGUGGACAGGAUUCAUAUUCACCAGAAACGCCAAUGUACCCUCCUUUCCCACCAAUACCUGUAGAUCCAAGAAUUCAACAAAGACUUGCAAUGUUGCAUCAUGUAGCACCAUUUUAUUAUUGAAACACUUGACAUUCUGUGUUAUAUGUUCAUAUUGUCACAUUAUUAUCACCAUACACUAAAUAUGUAAUUAUAUUAUAGUUUUGUUGUGAGCUAUGCCGAUUCAAACAAAAC